Molecule: messenger RNA, 2847 nt
Organism: Paramacrobiotus metropolitanus
Lineage: Eukaryota; Metazoa; Tardigrada; Eutardigrada; Parachela; Macrobiotidae
Product: gonadotropin-releasing hormone receptor-like
Exons: 9
Coding region: 1446-2624 (392 amino acids)
Biological process (GO): G protein-coupled receptor signaling pathway
Cellular component (GO): membrane
Molecular function (GO): peptide binding; G protein-coupled receptor activity
Source: RefSeq, a predicted model, not a curated record
UGAAUCGGUGUGAGAACCUUAUUUCAUGCACUUAAAACUUAUUUCACAAUUCUCAUAGGCGUUGUUCUGUGGCUUUACUUUACUGUGCACGACUCGCUUUAUGCUCGGAAAUAACCUAGCAGGCUCUGUCAACUGGACAGCCGUGGUAAUAAUUUGGAUAAAUCAAGCCUACAGGUACAGGUACAAUUACUGAAAAAGCGACACGAUUGUAACUGUAAGUAUGCAGAUUUAUGGGGAUUCAAUUUGAAUUCAAAAGCUUUUGCUAACUUUAUUGGUCAAAUCAAACACAAGGCGCAGUGUAUCCACACAUAAUAGAUUAAUACAAGAACGAGUUACAACAGGUAAAUCUCAUUUAAUUCAUCCGCUUCCCCAUCGGUCCCGAGUUUUAGUGUAAAUUUUUUUACGAGAGCAGCAUUAGAAAAGAUUCAUUCGGGUACGCCAGCGGGUUGCCCACCCGCACCCGGACAUUUGGGAGUGUGACAUUUCGCCAGUUCAAUUGAAUUCCAAGGACGACUAUUCCUCGGCGAAAUGCCGCGGUGCCAGCCCACUCACCAGUGAUUAAUGGCUGUGUAUAACCAGCCCGUUAAAAAUUUUGCUAAUAAAAAAUUUUCUGUUUUGGGCUUUUUAUCAGAUCUAUUGGCAACGCAGUUUUUGUCCGCUGCGGGUUAUCACAACGAUCUUACGCGAUCGGCGCUUGAUGUGGACGUUCAUUAAGGUGUCUCUCCAUAGCCUUGUAUGUCGAAGCGUACUGGCUGAAUAAUAAGGAUACCUAACGUACAGGUGCAGGACGCAGUGUUUAUACGGAAAAUGUAUUUCAUGAAUGGAGCGGGGAUACUUCCAAAUAAGUCGAAGAAAAAACCGCACUUUUCAGUGCGGUUACUCGUAUUUUGACGGCGCAAAAUUCACCCACCGACCGAAGUGUUUGAUUUAUUAUGCCUCGGGUUUUGCUUCCAUGGCCUCGACAUCGCAUUUCAUAAAAUAAACCUGUCCAGUUUGAAAUAUUUUAGUUGACUGCUAUGGGUGGGCGGUGUAGUGUGUGGGAUGGUUGAUGCCAGCCAGUUGGUCUAUACAACGAGAUAAGCACUGAUGGAGAGGAGCGACUGCUUCAAACAAACUGUCACAUCCCACAACAGUCUCCAUAUGUUGAUCUGCAGCAUACACGCAAAUCCAGUUGCACACUGCAAUCCAAGCAGCCGGCAUAACAUUCUUAAUUUUCUUUCUGCUAUUAGAUAGCACGCAUACCACUUUCUUGUGCAUUCUUUGUUUUAAGAAUUCUCUCAGACGGCCCGACCGCCGCAGACUUAUUUAAUUCACAUCGCGAUUUUUAUGGCAUUUGGAAUGCUAAGCCGGUAGGCUGGUUUGUUCCGGCCUGGGAAGAAUAGCAGUAAGGAUAUUCGGUGGUACAACUCCCAUAACACAGCCGUUUAAACCGACAUCGCCAGGACAUGGACUCCACAGAAGAAAACGCUGCCUUUUAUGCCCUUUUGAACUGCACAACAAACAGCUCGGCGGAUGUGCUGAUGUUCCUGAACCAGAGCGAUCCCGGCUACCUAACCCAGAGAUACAACUACAUCAGCAUUCUGCUCAGUUUGGCCUGUUUCGGUGUGGUGCUCAAUGCCAGCAUGAUCGCGCUCCUACUGAAGAGUGCCUUGUAUCGUCAUUCGACUCUGAGCAUACUGUCAAUGCAGUUGUUUGCCGCUAAUUUGUUGGUGUCGGUGUUUUGUCUGCUGGCUGACGGGAUUUGGAACAUCACCGUGCAGUGGUUGGGCGGGGAUUUUCUCUGCAGAAUCAUCAAGUUUUGCCAGAUGUUCAGUUUAUACGCAGCAAACUUAAUCCUCACCGGGAUGAGCAUUGAGACCUGCAUUACUGUGACCUUUCCGCUGAGUAAAUCCAGUAAGGUGGAGAGUCGAUCGCGGGUGAAGGCCAUCAGCGGAUUCGCCUGGAUCGUCUCGUCGUUGUGCAGCGUACCACAGGCGGUGAUUUUCCAUACGGAGCGCGCGCCUAUUUGCGCCGAAUUCUAUCAGUGCGUUACGCAUGGCUUCUACUCGAGCGCCGAUCAAGAGCUAGCCUACACCUUAGCUACUCUUAUCGUCAUGUGCUUGGUUCCAUUAUGCAUUAUUAUUAUCUGCUAUUUGGUCAUUUCCGUGGCGAUUACCAGAGAAUCACGGAUUGCGGCCGGGAGUCCUGAUCCUGCCGUUAAUUCGAGAAUUUGCCCCUGUCACAUAGAAGAAACCAGCACACCCAUGCCUAGUGCACAGAACAGCGCGAUGCCGUGUCCCAGCAGUACGGGCCAGGGUAAACGGCUGUACCGGAAAACCCGGAAGAUAUCCUUGUGGAUGACUUUCAGUACGGCUGCCAGCUUCGUUAUUUGUUGGGUGCCUUACUAUGUGGGAAUGCUGGGGUAUUUGUUCCGUUGGAGCAUUUCCACUCAAACAAUGACUACAAUUUUCUGUCUAGGAAUGAGUUUUUCGGUGGUCAAUCCAAUUAUUUUUGGUGGAUUUUUGCUGACCCGUCAGUCCACCUGGAGCAACCAACAAUGGCACUGGACAGCUAGACGACCUUUUUUUUUCUCGUCCCUCUUCUUAGCAGAGCAUGCACCGCAUUUUGCAUCAUUAUUUUGCUGAUUUUUGUUUGUUGACAAUUUUUAUUGUUUUUGGUAGCACAGUGACUGUGGCCGGAAUAUUUGGUGUUUGAACCGUUUGGUUACAAUACAUAUUUGUGAUAUUGCGGAUUUUGUGCUGUUUGUAUGUUUUUCUGUAAGGAAUUCGUGCUAUUGGGUCAGCCUGCCUAAAUGAGUUUAUUGUCCUCUGCACCUAACAAAUUUAGAGUGCGAAUGAAAUAAAACCA